This is a messenger RNA of Dioscorea cayenensis subsp. rotundata (Guinea yam), 1486 nucleotides long. Its product is annotated as probable peroxidase 61. The transcript has 4 exons. Gene Ontology annotation, biological process: hydrogen peroxide catabolic process; response to oxidative stress. The record is from RefSeq and is a predicted model, not a curated record. Gene Ontology annotation, cellular component: plasmodesma; plant-type cell wall. Lineage: Eukaryota; Viridiplantae; Streptophyta; Magnoliopsida; Dioscoreales; Dioscoreaceae. The coding region runs from base 411 to 1457 and encodes 348 amino acids. Gene Ontology annotation, molecular function: heme binding; peroxidase activity.
UGUUAGUGAGAGUUCUUGCUUGACAGAGUAGAGAAGCUUGAAGUAUGAAUAAAAUAAUUCAUAAUAUUUUAUUAUCAAUUGGGUUACCAAUCCAGAGAACUUUGCUUCCUUUACUUGAUUAGAAUACAGAAAAAAAAAUUUCAUGCAAGUUGUUUCAGAAAUGUUAUUUACAUACUUCAAAAUUGAAAGAACUAGAAUUUAAGACAGAUCACAUGAAACAGUCCUCAGCCGCCGCAUUCGCCUUCAUUGAAGUGCUAACAACUUGCCUUCUCAGCAACAUUGCUAAUUGACACCAAGUUCUAUGAAUAUAAUCAUGCAUUAAUUUGUUCUCUUUAUAUAUAUAUUGGCUUGUUUUCCAUACUAAUUUGAUUGAACACUUGCAUGCAUUGUAAAUUUCUUAGUUUAUCAGGAUGAGUAACUUCAGAAAAGGAAGUUUUGGGCUGUUGAUGUUGUUGUUGUUGUUGAGCAUUUUGGCAACUCUAGUAGUUGUCGAUGCAGGGAUAUCGGUGCCGAUAAAUGGCUUGAUGAUACAUUAUUAUGAAAAGAACACCACUUGCAAGAGUGCCGAGUAUUUGGUUAAGCUUGAGGUAAAGAAGAUGUGGGAUCUUGAUCACAGUAUCACACCCGCUCUUCUCCGCCUUGCCUACUCUGAUUGUUUAGUGACGGGUUGCGAUGCUUCUAUUUUGCUGGAUGGGAAGGGAUCGGAGAAAACAGCACCGCAAAAUUCCGGGUUGAGAGGUUUUGCUGUUAUUGAUAGGAUAAAGAAAAUUUUGGAGGAUAAGUGUCCUGGUAUUGUUUCAUGUGCUGAUAUCUUGCAACUAGCCACAAAAGAAGCUGCUGCUCUGGCAGGAGCACCAAAGUACCCAGUGUACACAGGGAGGAAAGAUGGAAUGAAGUCUAAUGCAUCAACAGUGGAUCUACCACCACCCUCAAUUUCAUGGAACAAGGCUCUUGCUUAUUUCAAGCUCAAAGGCCUUGAUGUGCUUGACCUUGGCACACUCUUAGGAGCACACACAACUGGUGUGACACACUGCAGAUACAUUGUAGACAGGCUAUACAACUUCAAAAACACAAAAAAACCAGACCCAUCAAUGAACUCCACAUUGCUGAAUCAAUUAAGAAAAUCAUGUCCAAGAACUACCAAGCCUGGCCAAGUGCAAGAUCCAGUUGUGUUCCUUAACCCAGAAACCAACAGCAACUACAGCUUCACAAACUCUUACUACCAGAGAGUGUUGGAUCACAAUGCAGUGCUGGGCAUUGACCAGAGUUUCCUCAGCUCCACAGAUGGUUUCCGUAUUGCUUAUGAGUUUGCAAAUGGGUUUCAGGAUUUUAAGUUGUCUUUUUCAUUGGCUAUUGAUAGGAUGGCAAGUUUGGGUGUGUUGACUGGGGACAAGGGUGAGAUUAGGAGGAAUUGCCGUUUUAUUAAUGCUGAUAAUCCUGGUAAUUUUUCUAAUUGAGGUUAAGGAAUGUUAUGUGGUAUAUGUGU